Messenger RNA from Bolinopsis microptera, 3434 nucleotides. RefSeq names its product protein HID1-like. Gene Ontology annotation, cellular component: Golgi trans cisterna; Golgi medial cisterna; membrane. NCBI's taxonomy places the organism in Eukaryota, Metazoa, Ctenophora, Tentaculata, Lobata, Bolinopsidae. The transcript is spliced from 19 exons. Bases 208 to 2286 code for a protein of 692 amino acids. The record is from RefSeq and is a predicted model, not a curated record.
UAAUUUAACUAUACUAAAAAUCUAACAAUUCAUAACGUGUAGCUAAAGGUUGAAGCUAUGUUAAGAAGAACCUGAGCAACAUCCAACAAGCUCAUUUGACAUUUGUGUCAAAGACAGCUCUCCUUGAUUGGCCAAACUCUGUCACGUGAUUCGAAUACGAUCCUUUGAUUGGUUCAUUCUGUGAGGUACUUCAUCGCGAUUGGCUAAAUGGGAGGUACGGAGAGUAAAGUCGGUUUCCGACGGGCCAUCGUCAACUUAACUGGACGAACUAACCAAACAAUAGAUACAUCAGAUGAUGCGUUCUGGGAUCAGUUCUGGAGUGGAACUGUGAACAACAUCAGCGAUAUAUUCGCUCUCGUUACUGCUGAUGAUAUCCACACCCUACGCGAAGAAUCUCCCGCCAACUUCAUGACGCUUAUUUACAAGGCUGUGGAGAAGUUGGACAGUUCUGUAAUUGCUGGUCCAAGCAUGAGUUUAUCAGAACAAGCUAUCGUGUUAAAUUGUGUACGAUUACUGACAAGGCUUAUACCGUUCGUAUUUGAAAGUGAGGAAUGGAGGUCAUUCUUCUGGUCUAAGAACUCGAUCGAUCUAGAGGAUUCUUUACACGGAGAAAGUUGCGGAAACGCCCCUUUAGCUCAGAUACUCCUCAAAAAGCUAUCCGAUUUGCUAUUCUGCCCUGAUUUCACUAUAGUCGCCCCUGCAACAGUUGGUCCGGACACGUUAGAAGAUUUUAGUAUUGAGAGUAUCCAACAUAUCUGGGAGAAGGGUGUCGGGUUCGCCUACUCGAGGAAAACACCUCCCCAAAUCGACAGCAACAGGACCGAGAUAUUGAAACUGUUACUGACUUGUUUUUCGGAGACCAUGUACUACGUUCCCUCUGACUCCUCGCAGCCGAACCUAUGGUUAUCCUACUUCACGUCCAUCGAGAACAAACAUGCACUACCUCUCUUCACCUCACUGCUCAAUGUGAUAUGUGCGUACGACCCGCAGGGGUACGGUUUACCAUACCAGCAUGUAAUGUUCUCCGACCACAGGGAACAGCUUGUCGAGGUUAGCGCACAGGUCCUGAUGGUGAUUCUGGACCACGAGUCAGCUAGCAUGCAGUCAAUAGACGAGAAAUCAACCCCAACCAACUACUUCACAUAUUUCCUCUCCCGAAUACAUCGGGAGGAGGACUUUCAUUUCAUCCUCUGUGGUCUUAUAAAACUUCUCAAUAACCCUCUUCUACAGACGUACCUGCCAAACAGCUGCAAGAAGAUUGGUUUUCACGAGGAGCUUCUGGUGCUGUUUUGGAAGAUGUGUGAUUAUAAUAAGAAAUUUCUCUUCUACGUGUUGAAGACGAGUGAUGUGUUGGAUGUUCUAGUUCCGAUACUUUACUAUCUGACCGAGUCUCGCAAUGAUCCUGGUAAAGUAGGUUUGAUGCACGUUGGCGUGUUUAUCCUCCUCCUGCUAAGUGGAGAACGUAACUUUGGGGUGAGACUUAACAAGUUGUAUUUAACCAGAGUUCCAAUGGACCUCCCCAUCUUCACCGGAAACCAUGCUGACCUUCUUAUACUGGUUUUCCACAAGAUAAUAACAUGUGGCCACCACAGACUUCAGCCUCUCUUCGACUGUAUCCUCACCAUCAUAGUGAACAUUUCUCCCUACCUGAAACAGAUGUGUAUGGUUUCCUCAAGUAAACUGAUGCACCUUCUCGAGGCGUUCUCGACACCAUGGUUCCUGUUUGCAAAUCAUACUAAUUACCACCUCGUCUUCUUCCUUCUCGAGAUCUUCAACAAUAUUAUCCAGUACCAGUUCGAUGGAAACGCUCACCUGAUGUACAGCAUAAUACGUAAAAGGCACGUGUUCCACCAACUGAGCAACCUCCCAGAGGAUCCGACCACAGUUUCCAAACCUAGCAGGAAGCGAACAGACCAGGAGGCUGAACAACAAAUGUUCAGUAAUGACGAGUGGCAACCCUCUAAAGAAUGGGUUGCGUCGUGGAGAAAGAAACUUCCUUUACAGACAAUAAUGAGACUUCUACAGGUCUUAGUUCCCCAAGUGGAGAAGAUCUGUAUAGAUAAGAACCUAACGGACGAGAGUGAGAUAAUAACAUUCCUCCAGAACGGCACACUAGUCGGCCUACUUCCCGUACCCCACCCCAUACUCAUGAGAAAAUAUCAGCCGAACGCUGCUACCUCAGUGUGGUUUAGACGAUACAUGUGGGGACUGGUCUUCCUUAGGAACACAGCGCCACCCAUCUGGUGUGAAACAACGAUAAAACUCUUCGAAGUACAGAAGAUGUGAUAUCAACCAGGAAGCCACACUGGAAGAGGCACCUAAUGAUUGCAGCUAGUUUAUAGUUUAAAUCUAAAUUAUUAUUAUUAAUAUGUGAUCGAAAAUUUUGCCGCAGUUUAUGAGGAUGAUGACUUAUAUUUGAAUGAUUGAAUGUGUUUCUGAUUAUUUUUAGGGUUAGUCCCACGACUCCUAUUCUUCUUGUUUAAACAUAAUUUUUAUUGAAAGCUUAUAAUAUUAAAUAUACUUCGUCAGUAAAUUAAUGACAUGAUUAAUAAAUUGCUGAUUUGAUUACCUAUUAUUUAUUCUUACCCCGCAUUGAUGGCAGAUUUUAUAGGUGCCAUUAAUCAUUAAAACGGUUUUAAGCUGCCAUUGAAAUUGACCCCCUUCCACCGUUGAUUCACUUUGACAUUAAAUAUAGAAAUAUUUAAAAAUAUGCACCUGAGCGUAAUUUGAUAUGACUCAAAUUUGAGAAUAUCAGAACAAUCAUUUUGAUUGUGUCCUUGUUUAUUGUCUACGAUCUAACGAUUACUAACUUGUUUACAUAGUUAGAAUCUGUCAUAAAAAUGAUUAAUAAUCAACCUUCAUUGUUAGAGUAGGUAAGAAGAUGUUUAAGUUGGGUUUACAACGCAAUCAUUUUAUUAUGAUGUUUAAAGUUUUUCCUAUUUUAUUUGUACUGUCAUUCCUAGACAGAAUUUAGAACUAGAGUAAGCGAAAGUAUCGUAUUUGUAAGCUAAAUAAUGAUUGAUUGCUAUUUAAACUGAAGUCAGCAUUAGUGGAUGCUUUAUUGUUUGCGAACUUGAAAGUUAAAAAUAUUAAAAUGAUAUUAAAAUUAAAGUUAAUGUCACUUUAUGUGACCAUUGCCAUUUUUAAUCUAUUAUUUAGUCCGUUUUGUCGUCAUAUUAUGUGUACAAUUGAUAAGUUAACCUUAUUUAUUAAUGGAAUAGAUUUGUGUAAAAAUAUUAUAACAGUUCCCGAAUUUAAUUUUUUUUGCUGGCAAGGUAUCUUUAUGUCAAAAAAAUUGGCCGGACAAGGAUUUGUGUAUUUUGUUUGUUUUCUGUCGCUGAUGUGUAAAUUUAACCAUCUAAGUUUAUUUGAAAUUUAAAUUCCGUCGAAUAAUCGUCUUUUAUUUUUUUGAUUUUGCAGUUAUCCCAUGCUAC